Molecule: messenger RNA, 1653 nt
Organism: Momordica charantia (bitter melon)
Lineage: Eukaryota; Viridiplantae; Streptophyta; Magnoliopsida; Cucurbitales; Cucurbitaceae
Source: RefSeq, a predicted model, not a curated record
AUGUCUAGUGAAACUACUGUUCGGCGUUCUGCAAAUUAUCUACCUCCCAUUUGGAAACAUGAUUUCGUCCAAUCUUUAACAAGUGAAUUCACAGGAGAAAUUUUUGUACAACGCUUCAACGAGUUGAAGAAAGACGUUGAGGUCAUCAUGGGCCAAACAAUUGAUGAGCCAUUAAAACAACUCGAGCUAAUUGAUACAUUACAGCGGCUUGGAAUCUCAUACCACUUUCAGAAUGAGAUUAAAGUUAUGUUGGAAAGAGUAAACAAGAGAGAUGGAAGUGAUUGGAAGAAGAAUGAUCUGUAUGCAACUGCUCUAAAAUUUAGACUCCUAAGGCAACAUGAGUUCAAUAUUUCACAAGAGGUUUUCGAGAACUUCAUGGAUGAGACUAAAAAUUUUAGCACAUGCCCUUCUGAGGACAUAAAUGUAAUAUUAUCCUUGUAUGAAGCUUCAUUCUUAUCUAUUGAAGGUGAGGAUGUUUUAGAGGCAGCAAAGUCUUUUGCGAUAAACUACUUAGAAAAGUACAUUCAAUCCAGUAUAGAUGAACUUGAAAUAGUCAUUGUGAAGCAUGCAUUGGAGAUUCCCAUCCCCUUACAUUGGAGAAUGUCAAGAUUGGAAACUAGGUGGUUCAUUGAUAUAUACGAGAGAACAACAAACAUGAGUCCAAUUCUUCUCGAAAUCGCUAAACUUGAUUUUAAUAUGGUGCAAGCUAUCCACCAAGAAGAUCUUAAAUAUGCGUCAAGCUGGUGGCGUAGCACUGGACUUGGAGAAAAGUUGAGCUUUGCGAGAGAUCGAUUGAUGGAAAAUUUCUUAUGGACAAUUGGAGUUGGAUUUGAACCUGAGUUUAGAUAUUUUAGAAGAAUGUCUACCAAGCUCGCUGCAUUCAUAACGACCAUCUAUGAUGUCUAUGGAACGUUAGAUGAACUUGAACUAUUUACCGAUGCGGUAGAGAGAUGGGAAAUUGAUGCAAUAGACCAGCUUCCGGACUACAUGAAAAUAUGUUUUCUUUCUCUCCACAAUACUAUAAAUGAGAUGGCGUUUGACGUAUUAAGAACCAAAGGAGUUAAUGUCAUCCAAUGCCUUAAGAAAGUGUGGGUAGAUUUGUGCAAAUCUUAUAUGCUGGAAGCAAAGUGGUACCAUAGUGGUUACAAACCAACAUUUCAAGAAUAUAUAGACAAUGCAUGGAUUUCAAUAGCAGGACCAGUUGUAUUAACUCAUACAUAUGCUUUUGUGACAUCUCCAAUACAAAAUGAGAGUUUGAAGAGCUUGAAGCAAUAUGAUGGUGUAAUUCUAAUUCGUUUGUCAUCAACAAUUCAACGACUUGCAGACGAUCUAGGAACAUCAUCGGAUGAACUAAGAAGAGGUGAUGUACCAAAAUCAAUUCAAUGUUACAUGAAUGACCAUGGGAUGUCAGAGAAGAAUGCUCGUGAACAUAUAAAGCAAUUAAUUGAUGAGACAUGGAAGAAGUUAAAUAAAGUUGAAGCUAAAAAUUGUAUGUUAUUCCAAAGGUUCGUCGAGAUGGCUAAGAAUCUUACUCGAAUGUCUCAAUGCAUGUAUCAAUAUGGUGAUGGACAUGGUAUAGAGCAUCAAGAAACAAAGGAUCGUGUGAUGUCUCUACUCAUUCGACCUAUUCCUAUUCAUGAGUGUACAAAAUAA